UCUUCAGGAGAAGUCUAGAGAAGUUCAUAGGCUGCGUUUUACUUUUGCUGUCAAACCUUUCACAUUUUUUGUUGCAGAAUCAAAUAUUUGUAUUUCUGCUGUUGUGUCGUUUUAGAUAAUGCCUUCGCCUGCGUUGAAAACGCCUGUGCUUUUUUGUGCGAUAUAAACUAGCGUAAGGGAGAGCUUGAAAGAAUAGGCUGUCGUUUGUUUUCCAAUAAAAUGGCAGAUCUCCACAUCUUGCAGCCGAGUGGUACUGAUACUGAUCAUCCUGACCAGCACCAGCGGCGCGUUCCAGUCGCCUCCCCUGCAGUGAUGAUCGCUACACACGGAGGUGUAAAAUGCCACGGGCUGUCAGUACGUUCAAUAGCAGGAUAUCCCCGCAAAAAUAACACAGGCGCGCCGUCAGAAAAACCUGGCACACGUUGGGUACGACUGAACGUCGGCGGCACCUUAUUCUGCACCACCCGACAGACACUCUGCAGGGACCAAAAAUCGUUUCUGUUUAGAUUGUGCCAAGAUGAUCCAGAUCUGGAAUCGGACAUGGAUGAGACAGGGGCCUAUCUGAUUGACAGGGACCCCACCUAUUUUGGCCCUGUCUUGAAUUACUUGCGACAUGGCAAGCUGAUCAUUAAUAAAGACUUGUCAGAAGAGGGUGUCUUGGAAGAGGCAGAGUUCUAUAACAUUGCUGCUCUGGUUCGAAUGGUGAAGGAGCGGAUUCGGGACAAUGAGAACAGAACAUCACAAGGUCCGGUGAAGCAUGUGUACAGAGUCCUUCAGUGUCAGGAGGAAGAACUCACCCAGAUGGUCUCCACCAUGUCCGAUGGCUGGAAGUUUGAACAGCUCAUCAGCAUCGGGUCAUCAUACAACUAUGGUAACGAGGACCAGGCAGAGUUUUUGUGUGUGGUGUCUCGGGAGCUGAACAACUCCAUUAAUGGCCUAGUUGUGGAACCCACAGAAAAAGCCAAGAUUCUCCAGGAGCGAGGGUCACGAAUGUGAGUUAAGGGACACCCACACCUGUCCCAUUGACCCAGGAGGCCUCGUGUCUCUCCCCAGCUACAACCUUCAAACACAACCUUCUCUCCGCUGCCAGAGGGCCUGCUGGCUCACCAGGGUCACGGAUCACCAGGGCAGUACUCUGUCUAGCUGACUGUAUCAAAUGCUCCUGGAAAGGUUAUAUUCAGUUGGAUUUGGGAGCCCUUGAUGUUGUACUGACCUUGCUCUCACAGGCAACCAAAAAACCCACCAACAUACCACCCUGCCAAACACACCAAAAAUCCACCAACAUACCACCCAGCCAAACACACCAAAAAUCCACCAAAACAAUAGGUAUAAUGUAUUUUGCUACUCUGUAAUACAGGCUGUAUAACUGUAAUACACAUCUGUACGCAAAUUUAACAGUUCACAGUGACAGUGAUUGCCUGUUUGCAUAUGUCCCAUUAGUUACCCUUGUCGUGUGUAUGUUCACAUGAGAAAGAAGAGCUAAUGAGUUGUGGGUGUAUUUGCUGGCCUCCCCUUGUGUAAGUCCUGGCUUGGCAAAACCACAAAAUAAAUCAAAUACAGGUUGUCAGCUACAGUAAGAAAGACAGCACUUAGUGGAAAUAAUUAUAUUUAUUUUAAUAGUUUGUCCCGUAAUCAGAUCAGUGUAAAGGGAAGUAUUGAACAUUGUGUCAGAACAAUACAGUAACAUGAUUGUUAUGUGACGCUAACGACUUCUUGCACUGUAACCACUGCUUUCCCAGCAUCAGCUUGGUGUUCUUAGUAGCCAGUCUUAUGUCAUAUUUAAGUAAUUACACUGUAUUCAUUCCUACUUACCAGAAAUUCUGGAAUCCAGGAAUUCAUCAUAAACUUGUUGCAGUUGCAAUAGAUGUCCUGUAAAGUAUGUGACUUGGUGUCUACCGAAGCUCAGGACGCUUCAGGCAGCAAGGCGGAGAGGAGAUUCGAAAUGAUUGGUUGAAACUGAGUUGAAAAUUGGUCAUAGAACCAUGAUCUAGUCCUCCUUGCAGCCGUGUGACUGAAUAUCAGGAAUGUAAGAGGUUUCACACAAAUGAAGUGUUUCACACAAAACAGAAGAAAUACCACCUUACUGCUGCCUGACAAUGCUGAAUACAACAAAUCUAUCAGAUCACUGCACACACACACACAAGAUCAUUGUAAGAUCAUCAAAUGCACUCGUUUUGCCAAUCUCCCUAUUCUCUGAAGACAGAUCAGAUCAUUUGGCUUUUGAUAUUUAGGGGCAUGAUCUGUUAUUUCUGUAUUAUCAGCAAUGAGGUGUCUGAAUCUUGUAUGGCAGGGUUACCAGAAACAGCUUAACCACUAGGGAACCCUGAGCAUUGUCAUCUGAUCACAUUAGUGAAAACUCUGUAGUCAGUGAUAAUAUAGGGAUUGGUACUGGGAUACUUGGAUUAAGAAUUUAAAUGUUCCUUCGAUGGCUGUUAAUAGUAAGUUAACUCCUGUAGACUUUGCAGUUGAUUCUCUGCAUAAAUUCUGUCUUAUUGAGUGGAGCUAUUUCUAACACAUGUUGUGCAAGUAAGUAUUUAAUUUACUGAAUGCAAAAAUAAUACAUUUGAAAUGUUUGAAUCAUCACUGUAUGCUGAUCAAUGUAAAUUUGUAUUGCUUUGUAUUGCCUUUUUAUAUUAUUAACAUUAAAUCAUACCUUUUUGAAAGGUAAACUGUUCAUUUAACUCACAAAUAUGCACAAAUUUAACAACUGCACUGUGAUGAAAUAAAAGUCUGUGUGGUACUGAA
Messenger RNA from Alosa alosa (allis shad), 2745 nucleotides. RefSeq names its product BTB/POZ domain-containing protein KCTD5-like. Gene Ontology annotation, molecular function: cullin family protein binding. The coding region runs from base 220 to 996 and encodes 258 amino acids. Gene Ontology annotation, biological process: protein homooligomerization; proteasome-mediated ubiquitin-dependent protein catabolic process. Gene Ontology annotation, cellular component: Cul3-RING ubiquitin ligase complex; cytoplasm. The record is from RefSeq and is a predicted model, not a curated record. The transcript is spliced from 6 exons. Lineage: Eukaryota; Metazoa; Chordata; Actinopteri; Clupeiformes; Clupeidae.